Hypoxylon fragiforme is the source of this 2127-nucleotide messenger RNA. Its product is annotated as DEAD-domain-containing protein. Gene Ontology annotation, molecular function: ATP binding; RNA helicase activity; nucleic acid binding. Bases 162 to 2000 code for a protein of 612 amino acids. Gene Ontology annotation, cellular component: nucleolus. The transcript is spliced from 3 exons. The record is from RefSeq and is a predicted model, not a curated record. Lineage: Eukaryota; Fungi; Ascomycota; Sordariomycetes; Xylariales; Hypoxylaceae.
UUAGAGUCCAGUCCGUUAACAGAAGUAAAUCAAGCCAAACCAGUGGCUGUCCAAGUGAUCAGUCAAUACCAAUACAAUCGUCUUCGAACUUCUCUGCAAAAUCUCUCCAAAGCAUCACCCAAUAUCCCUAAUAUACUUAUUGCCUUUGUGGCUACGUCAACAUGAAACGCAAGUUAGACGAGAAUAAUGAACCUGCUUCAGCGGCAGACGUAAAAGCGUCCAGCGAGAGCGCCGAAGCCACUCCUCCCACCUUCGCACAUCUCGGUCUCGACAGCAGACUCCUUCAAGCCACAGCCCGUCAAAACUGGCAAACACCCACACUGGUUCAGAUCAAAGCUAUACCAUUGGCCAUUGAUGGCUGCGAUGUGUUAGCAAAGGCCAAAACAGGCUCAGGGAAGACUGCCGCUUACAUCUUACCCAUCCUCCAAGCCAUCCUCAAGCGCAAACAGACUUCAUCCGAUGCGUUUACUGCCGCUCUUAUCCUAGUUCCUACCAACGAAUUGGUAACCCAAGUUUCCAAGGUGCUCGACACCCUCACUUCUUUCUGCUCUAGAGAAAUCAAAGUGUCCAAGCUAUCCGACAAGCUUUCCGAUGCCGCCCAGCGCGCCGUUCUCUCUGAUUCUCCCGACAUAGUAGUGGCAACGCCUGCAAGAGCAUGGCACAACAUCAAGAACUCUACGAUGUCCGUGGAGAAACUCACGCACCUGGUAUUAGACGAGGCCGAUCUUGUGUUGUCAUAUGGCUAUGACGAAGACUUACAGAAUGUGGCGUCCUCGGUACCUAAGGGACUACAGACAACCCUCAUGAGUGCAACUCUAACCUCAGAAGUUGACACUCUUAAAGGGCUCUUUUGUCGGAAUCCAACGGUACUAAACUUGGAAGAGCCCGAGGAGAACAAAACUGUUUCUCAAUACGUAGUAAAGUGCGGUGAAGACGAAAAGUUCCUCCUCAUAUAUUGCAUGAUCAAACUCGAAUUGGUGAAGGGCAAGGCAAUCAUAUUUGUCAGCGAUGUCGACCGAUGCUAUCGGCUCAAGCUAUUUUUUGAACAAUUCGGAAUACGGAGUUGCCUCUUGAACUCAGAAUUACCUGUCAAUUGUCGAAUUCACGCCGUCGAAGAGUUCAACAGAGGAGUCUACAAUAUCAUCAUUGCCUCCGAUGAAAACGAAGUGAUAGGCGAUGAGAAAGACGAGACAGACCCAGACAAGGAAACCGAGAAUGCUGGCCUUGAAAAGGCCGAUGAGAUCCCAGACAACAAUGGCGAUAAAAAGGUUACCUCUACACGAGCAAAGAAACGCAAAUCUGCACGACGCGAUAAGAACUACGGAGUAUCUCGAGGCAUCGACUUUAUGAAUGUGGCAGUGGUAAUCAACUUCGACCUCCCCCUAACGUCUCGAUCAUAUCUCCAUAGGAUCGGGCGAACCGCACGUGCCGGUCAAACUGGCAUGGCAUUAUCUUUCGUCGUUCCGCAGGACAAAUUCCGAAAGCACAUGCCCACCAGCAUCGAAACAGCAGAGAAUGACGAGAAGGUACUGGGUAAAAUCAUCAAGCAGCAAGCUAAAAGGGGUCAGGAAGUCAAGCCAUACAGCUUUGACAUGAACGCCGUGGAGGCAUUCCGCUACCGUAUGAACGAUGCUCUUAGAGCUGUCACCAAAGUUUCCAUCCGAGAGGCUCGAUUACGCGAACUCAAGCAAGAACUACUCAAGAGUGAAAGCUUAAAAAGGCAUUUCGAAGAGAACCCCUUGGAAGUCCGCCAUCUUCGGCAUGACGUAGAGCUUCGAACAGCGCGAAGCCAACCUCAUCUCAGACAUGUUCCCGAUUAUCUAUUGCCCAAAGACGGGAAGAAGGCAAUAACGCCCACUGAUGUCGGAUUCGUACCUUUCAAGAAGGUACUUGAUGGAAAGGGCAGAAAGGGUAGGAUAUUCAAGAGCAAAGGCAAGAGGUUUGGCAGUCGUAAGAGUGAUCCCUUGAAGUCUUUCAAGGCGAGGUCCAAGAAGAAGUAGGCCAACAAUCUGUUACAAUGAGUAGGCUAGAUUUGUUUUGGUAGUCAGUCCCCUAUAUAAAAUUAAUCGCACGCAAUGCGAUAAUAGAUACCCAUGAACAUAAAUGAAUGCCUACUUACCUACCUAC